Bipolaris maydis ATCC 48331 is the source of this 1731-nucleotide messenger RNA. Its product is annotated as Alpha/Beta hydrolase protein. NCBI's taxonomy places the organism in Eukaryota, Fungi, Ascomycota, Dothideomycetes, Pleosporales, Pleosporaceae. Gene Ontology annotation, molecular function: dipeptidyl-peptidase activity. The record is from RefSeq and is a predicted model, not a curated record.
AUGUCGUUUUUUACUAAUCACAUAAAGCUUCGAGAUUCGAUUCGAACCGAUGCACCUCCUGCGAUUGCGGAAAGUAUGGAACUCCCACCAGGACACCGAAAGAAUCCUGGUUUUCGAGCUUUCAGUAGUGCCACGAUCUUUGAUAAAAACCAGAUUCUGACACUCCGAGACGGAGUGAAAAUUCGAGCUGAUAUUUUCCGCCCAAAAGGUGAUGCGAAAGUCCCCGGUAUUAUCAUGUACGGGCCAUAUGGGAAGAGCAAUUCAGGACCAAUAAAUCUUGACUUUAUGCCAUUACGGGCUGGUAUUCCUCAAAGCUCUCAAUCUGGAUAUGAGAAUUUUGAGGGGCUCGAUCCCGCUGAAUGGGUACCCAGAGGGUAUGCCAUCAUCAACGUUGAUGCGAGAGGUAGUGGCGAUUCCGAAGGAGACAUACUCUGGUGGGGUACUGCUGAAGGACGAGAUGGCUACGAUGCCAUUGAAGAACUUGCAAAAUUGCCCUGGAGCAAUGGGAAGUUUGGGAUGGCAGGCAACUCGUGGCUUGCUAUGUCGCAAUAUGCUAUAGCUGCGGAACAACCGCCUCACCUUCUUGCGAUCGCGCCCCUUGAAGGGACCUCAGACGAAUUACGCGAACACUCAUUCCGCGGGGGGAUUCCUUCUACGGGUUUCGCAAAAAUGAUCGCAGGAGCUCUCCCUGGGCGCGGCAAACAAGAGGAUUGGGUCGCGGCGAUAGAAUCAACUAUCACAACCAACGACUACCUCGAGGACAAGCGCGUUGACUUUUCCAAAAUCAAAGUCCCUACUUACAUCGGAGCAAGCUACUCGAGCGACUUGCACACCAUUGGUUCUCUCCGCGCUUUCGAAGAAAUCCCCCACAAAGACAAAUGGCUUUCUCUUCACGCCACUCAGGAAUGGUACGAUCUGUAUUCGCCUAACCGAACAGAGGAUCUGUGUAAAUUUUUCGAUCGGUACCUGAAGGGAGUAGACAAUGGCUGGGAGGGAACUGUACCAGUCCGCCUGGCGUUGCUCACCUAUACAGGGUCACCCAUAGUUGAUAGACCCUUUCUAGAUCUUCCGUGGCAUCUCCCAUCUGCAGACCGCGAUGUACUGCAUCUCACUCAUUUUGGCGGCAUGUCAAAGAGUAAGCCCUCUUCUCCAGAAAGACUGAGCUACAACUCAGAAUCGUCCGAAAAGCUCGAAUUCACACAUACUUUUACCAGCAGAGUCGCUCUGGUAGGCCCAAGCACGCUAGUCAUUGAUGUUUCCUCGCCCAACCAGGACGAUCUUGAUAUAUACACCCACAUAUUCAAGGCCUCUGCAGAUGGUACUAUGCUCACGCAUCUCAACGUUCCUGUACCCGACAGUGUACCACAAGAUAUUGUGGCCAAAGCAACAGAGAAUAGAAUUUUCAAGUAUUGGGGCCCAAACGGUAUGUUGCGCGCAUCCCACAGGCACGUAUCGCGCCAAAAAUCCGGUAAGACCUGGAAUACACUUUCACAUGAAAAAGUGCAGAAAGUGCAGCCAGGCACUAUUGUACGCUUGGAAAUUCAGCUUUGGCCUACAGGCAUUAUUUUCGAGGCUGGAGAAAAUCUAGUGCUGAAAAUCAGUGGAGAGGAGAUAGGGGUACCUGCUCUGCCACAGUUGCCAAAAACUACUGGUAUUAACAAAGGCAACCAUGUUGUACACGUUGGAGGGGAUUUUGAAGCACGUUUAGAUAUUUUCACCAUCGAUGCAUAA